Molecule: messenger RNA, 13051 nt
Organism: Cinara cedri
Lineage: Eukaryota; Metazoa; Arthropoda; Insecta; Hemiptera; Aphididae
Source: the annotation of a GenBank genome assembly
GCCGAUUUAUAGAUAAUAACAACAUAGCUAUUAUAUUUGACCGAGGAAAAUUCGAUACGAGUAAUAAUAAUAUGAUUGGGUACCUAAGUAGUUUAAACUCAUUUUUUCUUCCGACCAUUUUCGUGAAUUGUUUGCUAUCUUUGACGCGAAUGUGGCAACGUCACCGCGAUAUCCGCACGUUUGAAGAAAAAUCGAAAAUGUUUAUUGAAUUUUUCUCGGUCUUUAGACUUAUAAUAAUACAAUAAGUAAUAGCGUGAUGCGAAUGACGAGCGCCACCAUAAUAAUUCAAACUGGUUCGAGACCCAACGACGCAGAGAGGUGGAUUUCUUGGAGCACGAGUACCGUUAUGCUGCACGGUUCUGUACACGCUCGUCUCAAUGUCAGUGUGUAAGGUCGUUGAUCCGGACGCAGGUAUACGGUGUGUAGUGUUCGUAAAACGUAAUCCCGUCAAUAAUCAAAUACGCUAAUUAAUAAUGUUACACUAAUCGUGUAACUACACUUUCGUAGUGUAAUAUUUGUAUUAUUAGUGUAUAUGUUUUCGUAUUGAACUACCAAUGGCAAUUACGAUUUUCGCGACCGAAGUGACGUGACGUGACGUGACAAUGAAUCCGCCGCGCGAACCUCAAUUAUUGUCGUGCGCGAGUUGCGUGCGAUAUUUUCGUGUGCCUAUUUAUAGUAUUGUUAUUUAAAGCAGAAUAUUGAAGUUUUUAUUUUUUUAUUAUGUAACGAAAACGCGUUGAAUCUGGGUAUUUUUUUCCAUUGGAAAAAUCGGUAUGUGUUUUACAGUAUAAUAGGCUACAAAAUAAUUAUUUAUAAUAUUGUUUUACGGUAGUUUAUAAUUUUUUUUUCCACAACCAUUGAAUAAAUUUAAAAAAAAAACACUAGGUAUGGGUAGUGGCGUGCGCAGCGGUGAGAGAUUAGGGGUUAUACUCGCCUCACAUUGGCUUAAAAAUACAACGGUUAGGUAUAUGAGUAUUUAUUUAGUAAUUUUAUAUCGAAAUUACAAUGAAAAAAGAUUGAUUUAUUGAUAAACAAAUUGAUUUUUUUUGAUCUUAUACAUCGGGUUGGGUAUAACUUAUACAUAACCCUAAUUCUUCUGGUAUGCCGUAUAACAGAAGAAUACUCGACAAUUUGUUCAUGAAUCAUGAUAGGUAUUAUUAUUCACUAUGUCCACUCCCAUUGAAAUUUCCUGGGCACUAUAGGUAUGUAAUAUUAUACAGGUACUAAAAUAUCUAUACAGCGCGGAAUCGUAAAAAAUAAAUAUUAAAGUAGGUAGAUUCAGAUUUUCCCCUGAAAAAAAAAAAAAAACGAAAUAAUCACAGUGAAACCUAUGCCCGUAUAAUAUUAUUACCCGAACACAGUUAUUAUAUUGAUAAAUAAUAGUAUUAUUUAUAUGCAAUAUUUUGUCUGGUCUACUUUACCGAUAUUCAAUAUCGAUGUAUCUAUUAUAGCGGAGUUAUUAUUUUAUAUUAUAAUAUCAUCUUCUAUAGGUAUAUAGUUUGGGGAAAAAAAAAACGAUAUUUCGUCCGUUGGAUUUUAUAUUAUUGCGAAUCGCGUGCAAAUAAAAAAAAAAAUUAGGUUAGAAAUACUUAUAAACACUGCAGGUAAUACCUACGUGUCUGUCGUCACGUCGCCGGGCGCCGUUCCUUUCUUCUUUUCGCCACUUCCGCCACUGCCGCGUACCUAAAUACCUAUAACCGGGUAAAUAAUAAUAAUAAUAAUAAUGUAAUUGGCACUAUCGUCAUUGGAUAGAGGUAGGUACCUAAUAGUAGUUUCACCGUCGCCGAAACACACGAUAGUGACCUCUCUCGAACGUCAGAUCGCGAUAUUUUGCCCCCGGCAGUCCUAAAUUCUUAUUAUAAUAUCUUUGGUCCCAGCGAAGAAAGGCUUCAGUUAAUUUUUUGGGUUUUUUCUGUUCAACGUUACACCGUGAUGUAUCAUCAUUUCUUCCCCUUUAUUUUAUUGUGACAUAAGUGUAUGCGUUUUCAAAAUGAGUGUAUUAUUAUUAUAGUGUGUGCACAAGUGUAUACGUAUUUUCGAAAUUUAAUUUGAUUGUAUAUUGAAAACCAUACAAAAUCGACUUAAGCCCUUAUUGCCUGGGACUAUAGACGACAAUAAAUUCUUCUAUAUAUAACACAAUAAUAUAAUAAAGCAGCCGUUGUGAUAACAUGCGGUACUUAUGAGUGGCGUGGAAGCUAUACCCGCGGUUGGAGCGAUAGCGGGGGCCGCGUCGCAAGUAGCCUGGUUCCUGCCCGUCCUGGUAGCCGCCAUAGCGUACUUCCAUUUCGAGAUCAACGAUCCGGAGUCGAGGAUCAUAGACCAGCCCGGCGAAUUGUUCCUCAGCCAGUACGAUUUUAUCAUAGUCGGCGCGGGAUCGGCAGGUGAAUAUUAUUAUUGAAUCGCGGUGAAUUGAUCGUCAACUGCAAAUUGGUCGUAAAAAUAAAUACAUUUUAAUUAUAUUACAAAAGUGUAUAAAGUAUAAGUUUAAUCUUCAUAUUAUGGAUUAUAAUUCGUGUAUAAGUCUAACAGUACGUUAAAUGUAUUCUAUAAUUAAUUGCGGAUUCACAGACGGAUCCAGGAUCUGUUUACGGAGGGAGCACUUAAAUUUAAAAAGUGUCUUCUAUACUGCAUUAUGCAUUAUUAAUGAAACCAUAUAAACGAAUUUAAUUUAAUAUAACUAUAAUAUAGUAAUUAUAUAAAAAAAAGAAAAAGAGAUAGACAUAUUUCGCACGAUGAGUGGAGUGUGUGAGUAAUAAAUUGAAAAGGUAGGAUACAGAAAGAAAUUUAAUGUAUUUUUAUAUGAAACAAUUAAUCAUUGCUCAUAAAAAACUAUUAUGAGCGGAGUUCGGUUAUACAUGAUUUAAAAUGGCCGUAAUAUUUACAAUUUUCGUCAAAAUUCGAUAUUAAAAUUCAUAAAAAAAAAUUACUACUUUAAACUCAACUUUUUCUUGUUGACCUCUAAAUACAACUUAUAAUGAACCUCCAGGUAUAUUUUCUGUCUGGUCUAAUAAUUUUAUCCUCGAACUACCUACCGAAUAAUUAUUACGUAAAAAACUCGCAAAAUGAAAAUGUCUAUAAAUAGCUCAAAAUUGCUUAUAUUUUUUGAAAACCUUACCACGUCUAAAAAAACAAAUAUAAGAUUCCUGUACAAAUUUCAAGACUCUACGAAUAUUUUAAACUGAAUUUACAACAAUAAAAGCAUUAUUUUCGUAAAUUUUCCCUUUUCCCCGGUUUUUUUUCAAUUAAUAUGAAAAUUGCUUAGCAUAUAAAAAAAAUACCUUUCUAAAGUACCAACUAGAUAUAAUUUCCUUUCGGAAAAUGUUCUAUACUUGAUACACUGAAAUAAGAUUUCUGGUAGAAAUUGUGUACACAGUAUAAAAAAAUAAUAAUAAUAGUAAUAAUAAUCAUCAUUAGAAAACAAAUACAUUUUAUUUAAUUCUAUAUUAUAAAAUAAACUAUACUAAGUAUAAAUACUUAAAGUAUUAGUGUGGCUAUGGAAAACGACUUAACAAAAUUAAAUUGAUAAAAACAAAAAAAAAAAAAGAUUAAUUAAUAUAAACAUGUAUUUUUUUUUAUUUUGAAAAUCACUUAACCGGCGACCAAUUUUGUAGACAUGAUAAAUUCACUGGCGGUUAAUGAUGGUUCACGUUCAAUUAUUGUUCAUGAUCAUUUACCGGAAACCAUUAUUAUUUUAUGAUUUUUGUGGUGGGGGGAAAGGGGUAGUUCUAAUCAUGAUUAAAAAAUAUUAUUAAUCGCACGCGCGGUGUGCAACAGGUGCAGUAUUGGCGAAUAGGUUGACAGAAAUUGACGAUUGGAGCGUAUUGUUGAUCGAAGCCGGCGGAGAUGAAACGGAAAUAUCCGACGUGCCUCUGUUGGCCGCCUACUUACAACUCACACAACUUGACUGGCAAUACAAAUCCGAACCCCAAGACACCGCAUGUUUGGGUAAGUGAAUGAAUCGAAAUGACAAGAGAAAGAAAUAUGGCGCGAGUACCUAAAUAUUCGUCUUUUUUUUUACGGUUUUUAAAUAGUUUACAUGAUCGUGUAUAGUUCUUGUUACGGAUAAGAUCUAUAUUACACUCGGGUUACAAUAAAAGAUAACGACCUAAUUGCAUUUGGAACAGAAUUAUGUAAACAUGUAAUGGCCGAACUGCACUCGUCAAGAUAGGUGUUGGUUAAAAAUUAGUUUCUUUACGGGAUAUACAUAAUAAAUAAAAAGCUUAUGGCCCAUAUAUAUGCUCAAAAAUCAAUUACCAAAAAAGAGCAUUUAAAUUCAGUUUCUUAUAUUACUACAAAAACAAUUUCAAAUAACAUCAGUAAUAAUUUUACAAGUUAAAAACAUGCUUUUUAAAGAAAAAAAAAUUAUUUUUAACCAUGCAAACGGUUAAACCCGUAAGCAGUCAAUCCCGUAAGCAAGUCUUUAAGUUAGGGAUAUGCGUCAAUAGAUAGCGGAUAACCGAUAGUGCGACAAUUGGGAGCGGUAAAUUGAUCGCGAGCGACUUUUCAUAGUAAGACAAUUUGAAGCGCCGUAUAGAAUUCAAAAACCAAACAAUUAUUAAAUAAAUGACUAUAGUAAUAAAUAUUACAAGUCACAAUUAAAAUUUAGAUACAUAAUAAAAGUAUAAUACAGGUGAUACACUUAAUUGAAAACACCCAUUAUCUCGGAAAGUAUUAACUUUUUUCGAAUUUUUUUUUUUUGAAAAUUUAAGAAUCAAAUGUUUUAAAAUGUUACAUUGUCAUUUUUUUUUGUAUCCCUUAUUUUUGGGAGUGAAAUGACUGUCAUUACUGUCGUACCGCCACACAAAUGAUACUCCACUACUCUCCUCCAACCGAAACUUAAAAGUGGAUUAUCUCGUCAACGGGUUGACGGAAAUCAAAAAUUUCAACACCAAAAUUUAUCUAUCUAUGUAAGGCAUUUUCAAAAUAGAUUGCCAUUUGAAAAUCAAAACUAGGCAGUCAUUUCACCUCCAAAAAUAAGGGGUAAAAAAUUAUAAUUUAAUAUUUUAGAAUUAUUUGAUUCCUAAGUUUUUAAAAAAAAAAAUUUCGAAAAAAGUUACUACUUUCCAAGUGUUUCCAGUUGAGUAAAUCACCCUGUAUAAAAUUUGACGAUAUUUAUAGGUUAGACAACUACGAUAAAAUUUUACCUGUAGCUGGAAAUUAUGUGCUAUACCUCUGAGAUAAUUUUUAAUUGUUCUAUAUUGUCAUAAUGUAAUAAUUUUUUUUUGAUUUUAGCACUCCGAUCUUUAUACAAUUUUUUUGACGGUGGUUCUAUAUUAUUCUAUUUUCAUCCUGUUUAUUUGCUCCUUUUUUUGUAACGCAUUUAUAAACUUCCAUAUUGUUGGGUAUGAUGAAGAGUUUAACAUUGUAGAAAAACAAUUGUGCCAUCCUUCUACGAAGUUAUUUGUUCGGGGUAAAUCAGCAGACACUAAAGAAUAGCAGUUCCAUAUAUUUAUUCGAAAAUUAGGGUCUCUUCUCUUUUUAUUUCUGUAUAAGUGAUCAAUCCAAUUUCCCUUAAAAUAAUCUAUUAAUGGCAUCAUUUUCUCUUUAUUUUGAAUAUAAAAAUCCGUUUCUAAAAGUUUUUCAAAUGCAUCAACAACUUUAUUUGUUGAUACAUACGUCAAAGCUGGUAACAUUCGUAUGUAUAAUGCAAAAUCUAAAUAUUUCCUAUAUUUUUUUGUAAUACAGUUUCUUAAACGUGACACCGCCAUACACAUUGUGAUAAAUGAAAAAAACAUCCAUUUAUAGAUGCAUUCGGAAACUCAAAUUUGUCAGCAUUCAUUGUCCCCCUUUCAAAGUCCAUCGUUAUAUUAAGUGGGUUUAUAUUAGGUAUAUUAAUACCUUUGAAAUCAUUAGAUUUCAAAGCUUGAAACAUUAAAAUUUUUAUGUAUUUUUCUUUUUAUCGGGUAGUAAAAUAUACACGGAUGGAAUAAAAUUCGAAUAAUAAACAGCGUGAAUAGUAUGAAUUUGUUAAAAUAUUUUAUGGGCACAUGGGAAUGUUCAGUCGUGACACCAAUUUUCACAUUUAUCUGUUAAUUCGAGGUUUCGUUUUAUACAGAAUAGAAUUCAAUUUGUCACCAUUCGUUGUUCACGAAUCGGUCUGGAAUUUCAAAAUAAAAAUUUUGAGGAUUUAUUGAAGCUCCUAAAUGAGAUUGAUACUUUCUGAACGGUACUUUUUUGAGUUGAUUCGUAUGGUAAUUGUCUAGCAACUGAAGCAGAUACCUUAAUAAUAACAUUUAAAUAAAAAUAGUAGGUACCUGAGAGCAAGUCUUCCAUUGACUGAAUGCGUGGAAUUAAAUGUGCAUAUUGCAUUUAUUUUUAUCUCAUUUAUUGCAGUUUUAACUUCUAUUUGCGUAAUAUCAGGAAUAUGGUUAUGGUAAAUUUUAUUUUAAAUAUUUUAUUAUUGAGAUCACCAAUAACAUGAACGCGGUCUCGGCAUUUAUUUUUUAAACGUACGCAUCUCCAUAUUGUCUUUUGUACUCGAUUUUUUUCGUAAUGAUACAUGAAACCCUACAUCAACUAAUAAAUUUGAUCCCCUUUCACUUUUAAUAUAUUUUGAAGAUUUUUUAAAAUUUUAACUACUAUGUAACUAUUAAGUGUAGACUGUUAUACGGUUGUUAUACCGACUGAGCAACUAAGCAUAAUAUAGUAUAGCAUAAUAGUUUCAUUAUCUUUAUUGCCUAUUAUUUCAGAUAGUUAUAUUUAGUGUAUAUUGAUAUAUUUAUCGGUUUUGGUUUUAUUCGGUACGACGCUAUAAAUUGUCAUUCUAUGAAAAGUCGCUCGCGAUCAAUUUACGCACUAUAAGUUGACCGCGCUAUCAAUUAUCCGCCGGGAAACCGUAAGUUAGAAGGGAAUGAAUUGUUUUUAAACCUUUUUAGUCGUAAGUGAAGUUCGAUCGUUACCAGUUUUUCAUCCGAGUGUAAUUUUCACCAUUUAAUGUAGUUAAAAAGUGCAAAUCGAUGAUGUGAAUAGCUAUACACUGUAGCAAAUAUAUUUGCUUGCUUUUGUAAUAUAAUUGAUGUUUUAAAAACGGCUAUUGAAAUAAAUAUACCGAUUUAUACACGACUUACGGUUUUACAAGACAUCGAAUUCUAUUUUACACUGGAGCAGCAAUUGUCACAAGUAAUAAUUACCAUCUAGCUGUUAAUUAUUUGCUACAUGGUUAUUCCUUCUCGGAAACCGGUUUUCCGGUCAGUUUAGUAAAAAUAAUCAAACAUUCUUUCAUCUUAACACUUAAAAAAAAAAUUAAAGUAAUUUGGAUAGUUUCAUUAAGUGGAAUAUGAAGAUGUAACUCCUAACUUUCUUAGAUUUAUAGUCUUUAAACGGAAUAUUGAUUCAUCAAUUCUGUUAUCAAUCACGGUAAAGUUCUAUUACGGCAUAUUACCAUGACCUCUGCUAUUUCAGUUUACAUCCCGUACACUUUUACACAAUUAACACAUUUUGUUUUUCGAUGUAUAGUUGAAUAUUGUAUUAUCUGUUUUCUCAUAUACACAAUAGUGACCUAUCAUUUGAUUAACAAUCCGAAUUUGUAUCGUAGCCAUGAAAGACGAACGGUGUAACUGGCCACGGGGCAAAGUGCUAGGUGGGUCCAGCGUGCUGAAUUACAUGAUGUACGUGCGGGGCAACCGAAUGGACUACGACAAUUGGCUGAAGCAGGGAAACCCGGGCUGGGGAUAUAACGACGUACUGUAUUACUUCAAAAAGUCCGAGGACAAUCGGAAUCCUUACCUGGCCAGAACACCGUACCAUUCGAUGGGCGGUUACUUGACCGUGUCCGAAGCGCCCUACAAGACGCCGCUGGCUGACGCGUUCAUCAGGGCCGGCCAGGAGAUGGGGUACGACAUACGGGAUAUAAACGGCGAACGACAAACGGGUUUCAUGAUUCCGCAGGGGACGAUUAGGAGAGGUGCCCGAUGCAGUACGUCCAAGGCGUUCCUGAGACCGGCCAGGCUUCGGAAGAACUUGCACGUGUCUAUAAACGCGCAAGUCACCCGCGUGGCCUUGGAUCCGACGACAAAGGUCGCAUACGGCGUUGAGCUCAUCAAAGGUAACACCCGGUACUUUAUCCGAGCCGGCAAAGAAGUGAUAUUGUCCGCGGGUUCUAUCGGAUCCGCGCAGCUGCUCAUGCUCUCUGGAAUCGGUCCCAAGGAUCACUUGACAGAAAUGGGCAUACCCGUUUUGGCCGAUUUGGACGUCGGGAAAAACCUUCAAGAUCAUGUGGGACUCGGCGGUCUAGCGUUUCUCAUUAACAAAGAGGUAAUUGAAAUUUUUUCGUUUUAAAACCGGACGUGAAAUACCAUACAUUUUAUUUUUCAACUAUACACAUCACUGCCCAAGUCGAGAUAUAAAUUAAUUAGAUAUCGUUUUGAUAAAAAAAUAUGUAUACAAAUUACUAAUAUGGAUUAUUUUAGAUAUCUCUAACGCAAGAAAGGGUUGAAAAUGUUCAAACGGUUUUGAACUACGCCACGAUGGGUGACGGACCGUUGACAGUCAUGGGAGGCGUCGAGGGAUUGGCUUUUAUCAACACUAAGUACGCUAACCGUUCGGUCGACCAACCGGACAUAGAGUUGCACUUUGUGUCCGGUUCCACGAAUUCCGACGGCGGUGUGCAGCUAUGGAAAGCGCACGGGCUUAAAGAAAAUUUUUACAAAACCGUUUACGAACCAAUCAACAACAAAGACGUUUGGUCCGCUAUACCUGUAAGUAAAAAUAAUUUAAUAAAGAUGGAUUGUCAAAUUUUCUCCUAAAAUAUAAAAUAUUGUAUUAUGGGUCUGCUGACAGCAUUACUUAUUAAAGGUGUUUUGUAUAUUAAUGUGGAAUGAAUUUUUAGAAGUAACAUAUUUAACGUAGUAUGUAGAGUUGUUACACAGAGAGUAGGUACUAUGAUAGUAAUGUGCAAGUCUGAUGAACCGCGUUAAGAGGACGUCACGCUGUUUUCAGUCGUCUUUUAUUAUAAAGUGAUAUAAUAUUACUUACUACAAAUAAUUAUUGAAACUAUAGGCUAUAAUUUAUACAGACCUACUUUGUGUAAUAUUAAGAAUAUUAUCUGGAUAAUGACGAAGCUAGUUUUUAAUAUUAUUUAGUGGUUGUACCUAUACCUAAGCUGGUUAAGGGGAUUGCAGUCGUUGAAAAAAAAAGUAGUAUUUAGACCGAUCGAACUGUAAUCUGUAGCACCUGGAUUUGGAAUAAUUAACAAGUUUACUCGAUUUUGACGGAGGCAAUUUAAAAUUUUUCUUGAACUAAAAGUACUUGCAUAUUUACAUGUUAUAUAUUAUUGUAAAGAAUAUAGACAAAUACCAUAUUUUUGUUUGUCGAUAUCUCAGCUGAAAAAAAUACAUGUUUAAAAUCGUCUCUGUCAUAACCUAGUAAACUAAGUUUCAAAAUUAAAAUCUAUCGAACCUGGUCCGUCUAGUUUUAUCCGGUUUUUCCGUCUAAAACGUCAUAUUCGUUCGUAAAACCGGCUGUACCCCUUCCCUAUAAACUGGUAUCAGACAGUAUAUCAGGGAAAAAUGACUGAUUAUUAAAAUGUAAACAAAAAGUUGAAGACAAUUUUGAAAACUAAUUCAAAUUCCUUAAACAUCGGAGAGACAUUCAAACAUUUCAAAAUUUCGAAUACAUAAUAAUCGUCUGUAGUAUAAAAUAUCAUAAAAUAUAAUAAUAAGGCAGUAUGCCAAUAUACAGUUACUUACAAUAAUAUUAUGUUGACCUGUCAAAACACUAGCGAAAAAAAUAUUUCGACGUGCACCUUAAAAUAAUGGUGACGAACUCGUGGGUGUGACGUCUUCCUCCUGUAAUGCAUACAAUCAUAUACAGUAACGGGUACUGGAGUUGUGGUGGUACAACUAUGGAAUAAUAAAACAAAUAGAAAUGAUGAAAAAUCGAAUCUGUUGUUUCGUGAUGUAUACGAAAAAAAAAGAAACUAGAAAAUUAAUAAUAAAAACAAUAUACAGUAGUAAAUGAUACUCCACGAAGAUAUAUACCCAUUGCAAUAUCUCCGGAGAUAAUGAAGAUAAACAUAUUCUAUUUUUUUUUUUUUUUAAGCAUAAAUAUUUGUAUUCAGUAUCCCUGCGAGUAAUAUAAAAAAAAAAAACAGAAUUUUAUUAUCUUUAUUAAGAUAUUGUAAUGCGUGUAUUUUUGAAUCUUUGUGGAACACCCUGUAGCUAUCUAUUAAAUCGAACUGAACGCUUGAUUCUUCAUGUGAAAACUUCUGUAAUUCGAAGAAAACUAACAUUUCGCCACCUAUACAAAUCGAUAAGUAUGAGAUGAUGGGUGACACUAUAUUAAUACAAUACCUAAUAUGUAUAAUGUGUAUAGAACAUAUAAUAUUAUGUAUGCUUUUUGGACGGAAUUUCUGUAAUAACAUUGUUGGUUACAAUAGUCAAUAAUGUGCAUGUUUUUAUUUGUUGUUGAAAAGACUUAAAUAUACGUAACCAGGUCCUGAUUAAACUGGCAAGUUACCGAGAAAUGUCGGUGGAUAACGCACAAUUAUUAUACUUGUUUUCAAUUGAAUUUAUGUCAAUUUUAUUUGUUUUAUAUAAUUUUGGGCUGAUGAAAAUCGAAAACUCGGUGGACCUACCUACAAGAGUGCCCGCAGAAAUAUAAACCGGGGGGGGGGAGCAAAGUCAAAAGUAUAAGACUAGGUCCAGGGCCUAUAAAUUCUCUAUUCAGCGCUGUACGGAACACUUCAAAAGAUGCCUAGGCAAUUGAGUUUGACUUUAGAGAGGCGAUUUUACGAUUUUCCUCAUGAAAACGUGAAUAAAAAGGAUAAAUUUGAAAUCAAUAUCAAUUAUUUCAUCGUGAAAACAAUAUUCUCCCAGAGAAUUGAAAUUAUUAUUUAUAUCAAAGUAUGAGUAGGUAUUUAACAUCAUAAAAACUCUAUCAGAAACUUUCGAACAUAUUUUUUUCCUGACUACUUCUUCUUCUCACUGUUCAGAAUGGUUUUCCGGAGUAACUUUAAAUAUUUAAAACAGAAAUUAUUUAUUUAAUUUUUCGGAUGCGGUGUGUUUUUUUUUUUCUAAUCGCAUUUUGAUUUUCGUUUUCGUACACCAGAUGCUGUUGAGGCCCAAGAGCCGCGGUGAAAUACUUUUGCGGAACCCCGAUCCGUUCGAGUAUCCGAAAAUCGUGCCGAACUAUCUCACCGCCCAGGAGGACAUCGACACUUUGGUGGAAGGCGUCAAGUUCGUGGUGGCCAUGUCCCGGACCGCGGCGUUCCGUCGGUACGGUAGCCGGCUGCACAGCAUACCAUUCCCUGGCUGCGUGACCGUGCCGCAGCACACAGACGCCUACUGGGAGUGCAUGGUCCGGCACUAUACCGUCACCAUAUACCAUCCGGUGGGCACGGCCAAAAUGGGGCCCGAAUGGGACAAAACAGCGGUGGUUGAUCCGCAGCUCCGUGUGUACGGCGUCAACGGGCUCCGGGUGGUGGACGCGUCCAUCAUGCCCACCCUGGUCAGUGCCAACACCAACGCUCCGGUCAUAAUGAUUGCGGAAAAAGCCGCAGACAUGAUUAAAGAGCAAUGGCUCAAGAGCAAAUGAUAAUACGACGGGAACAUAUUUAUUAUAAUAGUUUGUUAUUAUUUAUUUGUUUAAUAAAAAAUACUUAUGAAUGGAUAUAUGUAAUACCUACCUAUGGCUAUAUCGCAUAUCCUACAUAUGUAUAACAUAACCUAACUGCUAUAAGUUUUUGUUUUUCAAACUUUAAAAUUAUUUCCGUUCACGUGUACAAAUGUUUAAAAUUUACUGGGUGAUUUUCGUAUUUUUUUUUUUUUUUAUCACGAACCGUCCACUUUAUCAGUCAAUCUUUUGUGGUUGAUUUUUUUUUUUUUUUGAAGUAAUUGUGUUUGAUUUACAUAACAAUAAAAAAUUUUUUUUUUCAAAAUACAUUAUUUUCAAUUAUUUAUCUUAAGUUUUUUUAAAUCUGUAUAAAAUCUAAUAGAAUGUGAUACCCACACGUGUCGUCUUAUAAAUGUGUGAUAUAACAAAUGUACGUUUUAAUAUUAGUGGCGAUUGACCCAUUUUUCAAUUUAAAGAUAAGAAUUAGGUAUAUGCUUGACUUGGAAAUAAAGUAGUAGAGGCACUCUUGUGAACCAGUAAUGUUUUAAUAUUUCAGUAAAUCGAGGGUAAUUUUUUUUCUUUAAAAACUAAAUAAGUGAAAUCCAAUUUUUAAAUUUUAUUUGUUUAAUGAAAAGAAAAAAACUAGAUUUAUAAAAUAAAAAGUCGAUCUAAUCUUAAAUAAAUAGUUGAGAAGGUAGGCUAUACAGGGUAAUUUGGUUUUAUGCACCUACUGUAUGCAACGAUUAAUCAAUAUAAUUGGAUAAUAUCAAUUGGAAAAUAAGAUAGUCUAAGGGUAUCAUUAUAAAUGUGUGUGGUGUGAGAAAUUAUAGUUUUUGUGGGAAAAGUUUUUUAACUAUGUAGUACCUAUGCUUAUGAAUACGGAAUACCUACAUAAUAAAAUUAAUACUUUAAAGCAGUGAUUUUCAACCUUUUUGAGUUCACAGCUCUCCUGAUUUUGAAAACCAAAUUAGCGGCUCCUUUACAAAUAAUGAUAAUAAUAAAAAUUGAAAAAAACCAAAUCGUCUCUUGAUAAUAAAUCACGGCAUCCCUAGGAGUCACAAUGCACAGGUUGAAAACUACUGCUUUAAAGGAUUAAUAUCUAGAUACAGGGAGAUCAACAUAACGUAAGACACCCAUUAUUUCGGAAAGUAUUAACUUUUUUUCGGAAUUUGCUAAUAGCACAGAGGCAUACUAAUAAUUUUUUAAAAAAAAAAUAUAUCAAAAAUAUUGAGUAGAACAAAAGUUAUUUUAAGUGGCAGAUCAUCGUGGUACACCCUGCAUAUGUAAUAAAUUUUAAUUUUUGAUGUAACAGUUUUGUUGAACUGUUACAUGUUGCAUAUUUGUUUUGAUACACAGGUAUGUGCACCUAAACAUUUUAGAUCUAAACUAUUUAUCUCUUAAAUUACCUAAAACACAAAUCUGAAAAAUACUAAUAAUUUCAGAGAUAAAGAGUAUAUUACAUUUUUUUAAAUCUUUCUAUACAUUAAUUUCAUUAUGUACA